AGCAUCAUUACCAUAUAUAUAACGUCGCGUCUUUCAUAGUGUUGUUAUAAUCAACCAGUGUAGUGUUAUUGUCACUACGACAAAAUGACAUGGGUAAACUCUUUUCAUAACAUAAUUGUAAAAGGGAUUCAUACUAGACGACAAAAAUAAGUAUAUAUGGUUAAGUAUUGAAAAUCUGUGGAAUCAUCUGAUCGACAUUAUGAAUACGAAUGCGACCGUAUUAGAAAACUCCUCUGAGAAAGGCGACUUUGACCAUGGAAUAGAACGGACCAGCUUUUUGAUUCGUCUUUUGGUCCUUCCGGUCAUAUGUUUUGUUGGUUUUGUGGGCAAUACAAUGUCCGUUAGAAUCUUUGUAGGACGGACACAGCGUACGACCUCGUGUUGCAUUUACCUGGCCAUGAAAGCAGUGUCUGAUAACGGAUUUCUGUUGACUCUUUUCAUCGCGUGGUUGGAUUUCGUCAACAUCCGAGUGUUCCACAUCGAAGGCGUCUGUCAGACUGUUCUGUUUCUUUCAUAUCUGUGCGGAUUCAUGUCCGCUUGGGCCGUUGUGUUGGUGACUGUUGAAAACUACAUUCGAGUCUGUUGUCCAAAGAAAGUAGCCUCAAUCUGCCGAGCAGACAUCGCCCGAAACAUGGUCAUUACUUGUUUCAUUUCGGCUUGCAUGAUAUAUAACUUUCCUCUGUGGGGGACAGAGAUCUCAGUUUUAAACGGAAAAGCAUUUUGUCGAACCAAUCCGGAAUUCGAAAGUUUGCAAGUGGCUUUGAUUUAUGUGGAUUCUUUGUUGACUUUAAUUUUACCACUGUUCAUCAUUCCAUUGCUAGUCCUCCUAACGGUGUGUAGCUCCGUGGAAGCCUCGCGUCGUUCAAUGCGUCUUCUUCAACGUCAGUCUAGAUCCACCAUCACCCGUCGUAAACUCUCUCCUCAUGGCGCCGUCACGCGACUUCUUCUUACCGUCGCUUUAGUGUUCAUGUUUCUUCACACACCGAGCCACAUCAUUCGUAUCAAAGUCACGAUUGAAGGACUUACGGGUAAAGCUCAGACUGCUUCAUUCACGGACAGAGUGCUCCAGCAAUUGUUUUUGACUCUCUAUUAUCUUAAUUAUGCUGUGAACAUUUUCAUAUACGUGUUCUGUGGACGUCAAUUUCGAACGUUACUUUACUCUCGUUUGCAGAGGCUCAAAGAAAAACGCCACAAACCGCAGACAAAUAGCAAUGCAAGCUUUGAGGAACUCAUAAGAAUAUCCCAUUCCUUCCUUUUUGGAAACGACAACGUUGAAACCGUUGUAUAGGUCAUCUUUAUGAAGUUUAAUACUUUUGAAAAUUAACUUAAACUGUGACAACAUAUACAAAGAAGCAUCCAGAAAAGGACAUGCUUUCGAAAUAUAUAUUUUUAUUGAAAUUCAUAUCUUUAUUGAAAUGUAUCUUUAUGAUAUAAAAUGAUAUGAAAUAACGUUUUGUGUUUUUUAUAUUAUAUGUGUUUGUGUCACAAAAUUGGUUUGUAUAAUGUAAUGGGGUUUUCCAUCCUCCCGCAUCUUUUCAUUGCCUUGGAUUUAAUGACGGUGAAUGAUUGUAUAGUCUGCCACUUUUCAAAACGGAUAUCAGCUUUAAUAGUUUUUUGUCUUACAGACGAACAUUGAUUUAUAACACGGCUAUGUUAUGAUAAUCAAAAAUGCAUUCAUACAUAAAUGUACGUCAGCUUUAUGGUAAACUUAUUUAAUUAAUCAAUAAAUUUUUAUUCGGUAAAGUAUACCAGAGUUUUCUUGUUUCUUCAGAAAGCCAUGCAAAUCCAUACGUAGUCCAGUACACAUACGAUUAUUUUUGUUGCGAAAUCUUUUAAUGUGUGUAUAUGUGUUUGUUGUGUUGC
Magallana angulata is the source of this 1863-nucleotide messenger RNA. Its product is annotated as kappa-type opioid receptor-like. Gene Ontology annotation, cellular component: membrane. The transcript has a single exon. The record is from RefSeq and is a predicted model, not a curated record. NCBI's taxonomy places the organism in Eukaryota, Metazoa, Mollusca, Bivalvia, Ostreida, Ostreidae. Gene Ontology annotation, biological process: G protein-coupled receptor signaling pathway. Bases 200 to 1288 code for a protein of 362 amino acids. Gene Ontology annotation, molecular function: G protein-coupled receptor activity.